GGGCCGAGCGGGGCCGGGCCGGGCGGGAGCCAUGGACCGCUAGGACCGGGCCGCGCCCCGCGAUGCCGCCGCCGAGUGGCCCGGGCGUCCUGGCGCGGCUGCUGCCGCUGCUGGGGCUGCUGCUCGGGGGCGCCUCCCGGGCUCCGGGCAAGUCUCCGCCGGAGCCCCCGAGCCCGCAGGAGAUCCUGAUCAAGGUGCAGGUGUACGUGAGCGGGGAGCUGGUGCCCCUGGCUCGGGCCUCCGUGGACGUGUUUGGGAACCGGAUGCUGCUGGCCGCUGGCACCACCGACUCGGAGGGCAUAGCCACGCUGCCCCUCAGUUACCGUCUGGGCACCUGGGUGCUGGUCACUGCCGCCCGCCCGGGCUUCCUCACCAACUCCGUGCCCUGGCGUGUUGACAAGCUGCCCUUGUAUGCAUCUGUCAGCCUCUACUUGCUCCCUGAGCGACCGGCCACUCUCAUUCUGUACGAGGACCUGGUGCAUAUCCUCCUGGGCUCACCUGGUGCCCGCUCCCAGCCCUGGGUGCAGUUUCAGCGCCGAGCUGCCCGCCUGCCGGUCAGCUCCACCUACAGCCAGCUCUGGGCCUCGCUUACCCCAGCCAGCACCCAGCAGGAAAUGCGCGCCUUCCCUGCCUUCCUGGGCACUGAGGCAUCCAGCUCAGGCAAUGGCUCGUGGCUGGAGCUGAUGCCGCUGGCAGCUGUGAGUGUACACCUGCUGACAGGCAACGGGACGGAGGUGCCACUCUCGGGUCCCAUUCACCUGUCCCUGCCCGUGCCCUCGGAGCCACGCGCCCUCACUGUGGGCACCAGCAUUCCCGCCUGGAGAUUUGACCCCAAGAGUGGACUGUGGGUACGCAAUGGCACUGGAGUCAUCCGGAAGGAAGGCCGGCAGCUCUGCUGGACCUUCGUGUCUCCCCAGCUGGGAUACUGGGCGGCGGCCAUGGCCUCGCCCACCACUGGGCUAGUCACCAUCACGUCGGGCAUCCAGGACAUCGGCACCUACCACACCAUCUUCCUGCUCACUAUCUUGGCAGCGCUGGCACUGCUGGUGCUCAUUCUGCUGUGCCUGCUCAUCUACUACUGCCGGAGACGCUGCCUGAAGCCGAGACAACAGCACCGCAAGUUGCAGCUCUCGGGACCCUCGGACGGCAACAAGCGCGACCAAGCCACCUCGAUGUCCCAGCUGCACCUCAUCUGCGGCGGCCCCUUGGAGUCCGGGCCGUCGGGGGACCCCGAAGCCCCACCGCCGGGCCCCCUGCAUUCGGCCUUCUCGAGUUCCAGGGACUUGGCCUCGUCGCGCGACGACUUCUUCCGUGCCAAGCCGCGUUCCGCCAGCCGCCCGGGGGGCGCCGAGCCUGCGGGGUCCCGCGGGGGCGAGGGCGCUGGGCUGAAGGGCGCGCGUUCCGUCGAGGGGCCCGGUGGGCUGGAAGCCGGCUUGGAGGAGUACCGGAGGGGCCCGGCGGGGGCCGCGGCCUUCUUGCACGAGCCCCCCUCGCCGCCGCCGCCCUUCGAGCACUACCUGGGGCACAAAGGGGGCGCCGAGAGCAAGACCCCCGACUUCUUGCUGUCGCAGUCGGUGGACCAGCUGUCGAGGCCGCCGUCGCUCAGCCAGCCGGGCCAGCUCAUCUUCUGCGGCUCCAUCGACCACCUCAAGGACAGCGUGUACCGCAACGUCAUGCCCACCCUGGUGAUCCCCGCGCAUUACGUGCGCCUGGGGGGCGAGGCGGGCGCCGCGGGGGCGGGCGAGGAAGCCACCGCGCUCGACGGGGCGGCCCCGGGCCCGGCGCGCGCCUUCCCGGCCCCCGACGCGCAGCGCCCGCACCUGGCAGGCCGCGAGGGCGCGGGCGGCGGCGAGGGGGCCGGGGGCGGCCUCGGGGGCGUCGGGGCCGGCAGCGAGGCUUGGGGCGGCGGCCGCUCGGCCCCCGUGAGCGGCUCGGUGACCAUCCCGGUGCUGUUCAACGAGUCCACCAUGGCGCAGCUCAACGGCGAGCUGCAGGCGCUGACGGAGAAGAAGCUGCUGGAACUGGGCGUGAAGCCGCACCCGCGCGCCUGGUUCGUGUCCCUGGACGGGCGUUCCAACUCGCAGGUGCGCCAUUCCUACAUCGACCUGCAGGCGGGUGGCGGCGCUGGAGGCGGCGGCGGGGGCGGCCGGAGCACCGACGCCAGCCUGGACUCAGGCGUCGACUUGCACGAAGCGAGGCCCGCACGCCGGCGGCUGCUGCGGGAGGAGCGGGAGCGCAUCCCGACCACCUCGGCCGCCGGGGCGCCUCCGCCGCCGCCGCCGCCGCCUCCUGCACCCCCGCGCCUGGCCCUCAGCGAGGACACGGAGCCCAGCAGCAGCGAGAGCCGCACGGGCCUCUGCUCCCCCGAGGACAACUCGCUGACCCCGCUGCUGGACGAGGUGGCGGCGCCCGAAGGCCGCGCGUCCACCGUGCCCCGAGGCCGGGGCCGCAGCCGAGGGGACAGUUCCCGCAGCAGCGCCAGCGAGCUGCGGCGCGACUCGCUCACCAGCCCCGAGGAUGAGUUGGGGGCCGAAGUGGGCGACGACGCGGGCGACAAGAAGAGUCCCUGGCAGCGGCGGGAGGAGCGGCCCCUGAUGGUCUUCAACGUCAAGUAGUGGCACCUC
Messenger RNA from Suncus etruscus (white-toothed pygmy shrew), 2624 nucleotides. RefSeq names its product family with sequence similarity 171 member A2 (gene FAM171A2). NCBI's taxonomy places the organism in Eukaryota, Metazoa, Chordata, Mammalia, Eulipotyphla, Soricidae. The record is from RefSeq and is a predicted model, not a curated record. The transcript has 8 exons. The coding region runs from base 63 to 2615 and encodes 850 amino acids.